Raphanus sativus (radish) is the source of this 400-nucleotide messenger RNA. RefSeq lists its product as uncharacterized. NCBI's taxonomy places the organism in Eukaryota, Viridiplantae, Streptophyta, Magnoliopsida, Brassicales, Brassicaceae. The record is from RefSeq and is a predicted model, not a curated record. The coding region runs from base 215 to 397 and encodes 60 amino acids. The transcript has a single exon.
CAACCAAACAGAUGACCAAAGAUAGAAAGGAAUGUAGUAAAACAGAAGUUAGGUUACCAGUAGUAACCAAAAUGAAAAAAAAAACUGAAAACUAAUAGAGUUAAAAACAAGGGCAAUGAACAAGAAGAAGGAAGCUACAAAUAAGUUAUUGAAGAAGUUCCUGUAGCUAGACUAAUGUUUCUUUGAUUUUCUGAAAUAUAAUAAAGAAAAGAAGAUGGAUUCGGGGCUAUCGUGGGCUGAUCAAUGGGAUACAAACCCUGACCCUCCUCCCAGUGGUACAAAAGAAGAUGAAGGCAAAAAGAAAAAAAAGAAGGACAAAGAUGGAAGAAGAAGCUUCGGGAAGACCAUACUUGGGUUUAAAUGGAUGAAGGAUCUCCGCAAGAAAUCUGAAAAGUGAUUA